Alligator mississippiensis (American alligator) is the source of this 1393-nucleotide messenger RNA. RefSeq names its product myomaker, myoblast fusion factor (gene MYMK). The coding region runs from base 43 to 705 and encodes 220 amino acids. The record is from RefSeq and is a predicted model, not a curated record. The transcript has 5 exons. NCBI's taxonomy places the organism in Eukaryota, Metazoa, Chordata, Crocodylia, Alligatoridae. Gene Ontology annotation, cellular component: plasma membrane.
AUUCUUUCGAACUGAAUUUGGGCGACCUCCACCCCUUCCUCCAUGGGUUCGCUAGUGGCUAAACUUCUUCUCCCCACGAUAAGCAGCCUGGUCUUUCUGCCGACCAUCAGCAUUGCAGCCAAGCGAAGAUUUCACAUGGAAGCCAUGGUUUAUUUUUUCACCAUGUUCUUUGUUGCGAUUUACCAUGCCUGUGACGGCCCUGGCUUAUCAGUGUUGUGUUUCAUGCGAUACGAUAUCCUGGAAUAUUUCAGCAUCUAUGGCACAGCUCUGUCCAUUUGGGUAUCGCUGAUGGCUCUGGCCGAGUUUGAUGAACCCAAAAGAUCGACCUUUGUGAUGUUUGGAGUGCUCACCAUAGCAGUAAGGAUUUACCAUGACCGAUGGGGCUAUGGUGUCUACUCGGGACCCAUCGGGACUGCCGUCCUUGUGAUAACAGUGAAAUGGCUGCAAAAGAUGAAAGAGAAGAAAGGCCUGUACCCCGACAAGAGCGUCUAUACACAGCAGAUUGGCCCCGGCUUCUGCUUUGGUGCUUUGGCACUGAUGCUGAGGUUCUUUUUUGAGGAUUGGGAUUACACCUAUGUGCACAGCUUCUACCACUGUGCCCUGGCCAUGUCCUUUGUCCUGCUGCUGCCCAAAGUGAACAAAAAAGCAGGGAACGCUGGGACCCCGGCCAAGCUGGAUUGUUCCACCCUCUGCUGCUGUGUGUGACGAGACCUUCCUCCCACCCGGUCAACGCUUCUGCAUCCCAACCUGCACCUAUCUGCAGUGGAGAUAGACUGUAUGCAUGUCACACAGCCUUCAUGCCGGCGGGGGUUGUGACCAAAAACAAGGGGCCAAGCUGGGAGCUGAGAAGAUUCCCUCCUGCCAUAAUGUCGCCACCUCCUACCCCCAAAUCCAGGCUGUUAAGAGUUUUAAUUGGCCGAGACACAAAACCAGCCCACUGGAAAAGCCAACUUUCAUCUGAGAGGCCACACUAGCCAGCCAAAAUCCUUCUCCCUGAUUCUGUAUUUUUGUAUUUACAGACCACAACAGCAACAAAACCCCCCAACGACCCUUCUUAGGGAAGUGUUGGUUGGCAUACGAACUUAUCUAUUGGCUACUCAUUAUAUUUGACAUGCCCUCGCCUUUCCCAGGGACAUCUGUGGGCUACAUGUUCUCUCUAUGUCCCCUUGGAUUCUUCCAUUUUCUUUCCCUUUGGAGAUGAGUGCUCAUGUUGCACUUUGCAAACCUCACCAAGCCUGUAUAUACGGGGAUUUGCUGUAGCUAACACUGAAACACCAGAGUUUGUAUUCUUGUGAGAUACUUGCUAUUUUAUUUAUGUAUUUUCUUAACAGAUAGGUUUUGUACAGAAGGGGCAAUCCUACCUCUAGCACCAAGAUUUGUGUAUAAACCUGAU